Molecule: messenger RNA, 1086 nt
Organism: Sphenostylis stenocarpa
Lineage: Eukaryota; Viridiplantae; Streptophyta; Magnoliopsida; Fabales; Fabaceae
Source: the annotation of a GenBank genome assembly
AUGGCUGGUUGUCGAUGGCAUAUUGGUGUUGUUUUUGGGAGAACCAUUUUGUUUAUCUUAAUAAUCAACAUUGCAAAUGUUCAGCCUCAUUCUUUUGACUGCCCCAACUUCAGUUCAACUUAUGUAAAGAAACUAAAGUUGGAAGGUAAUGCUUCCACCUUAGGUUCUGCUAUCCAACUCACAACGAACGCAACGGAAAACGGGUCUGGGACAGUAGGAAGAGUGACAUAUCCAGAGCAGAUUAGUCUUUGGGACAAUAGUUCAGAUGAACUAAAAGACUUCACUACCAACUUUUCCUUUGUUGUUUCCUCAAAUCAGAAUCAUUAUGGUGAUGGUUUGGCAUUCUUCCUUGCAAGCCCAAAUCUUCCCUCCGCGGAUGAUGAAAACGUAAGAGGAGGAGGCCUUGGCAUAGGGCUUGUCGAUGGUAGGGUAAAUCUCAUUGACCCUGAUUAUCAAUUUGUAGCAGUGGAGUUUGACACUUACUCAGACAACUGGGACCCAUAUGGCUCACAUGUAGGUGUAAAUAUCAAUGCUAUGAAGUCUCAAAUAUUCGAGACAUGGUCGCCAAAUACGGGGAAAGUAUGUAACUGUAGUAUUGUAUACAAUUCUAGAAAAAACAUUUUGAUAGUUUCUUUCACGAGAUACAAUUUUGGUAGUGGGAAUAUAACACAAAGUAUUCAGCACCUUGCAUACCCCGUUAAUAUCAGAGAUCAAUUACCAAAGUCGGUUAUUGUCGGCAUAUCAGCUGCGACAGGUGAAUAUGCUGAGGAACUUACCUUGCUCUCAUGGUCAUUUAGUACACGUACAAGACCACCAAUUCAGGUUAAUUCGAAGAAGAAAAACAAGUUAAUCAGCUCAAUAAUGUUGCAGGGAAUUGGAAUUGGGACAGGUUUGUUUUUUAUUUUAUCAGGGUUGGUCUAUAUUUUGUUAUGGAGGAUGAAUAAAGGAAAAGAAAAAAGCAUUUCUCGUCUGGAGAUGGAUGAUGAACUCCACACGAGACCUAAGGAGAUUAGCUAUCAAGAAUUGGCCGCUGCAACCUGUUGGAAGAGUGCUUCAGGACUGAAACAUGUCCACAUAUUUUUUUAA